This is a messenger RNA of Cladophialophora psammophila CBS 110553, 1629 nucleotides long. RefSeq lists its product as uncharacterized. Gene Ontology annotation, molecular function: zinc ion binding; DNA-binding transcription factor activity, RNA polymerase II-specific. Lineage: Eukaryota; Fungi; Ascomycota; Eurotiomycetes; Chaetothyriales; Herpotrichiellaceae. Bases 1 to 1629 code for a protein of 542 amino acids. The record is from RefSeq and is a predicted model, not a curated record. Gene Ontology annotation, biological process: regulation of DNA-templated transcription. The transcript has 2 exons.
AUGGUUGGUGUGCCGGGGAAGAGUAAGGGCUGCAGUACCUGUCGCCGUCGCAAAAAGGGUUGCGAUCAGAAGCGUCCAGUUUGUGGUCAAUGUCUCACAAGUGGCAACAUUUGCGGAGGCUAUGAUCGUGAGCGGACCUUUAUCCUUCAUCCCGCCAGCGAAAAGGUCCAACACGCCAUCUUUAUCCGUCAUACCAAACCCCCCAUCCUCCCUCUCCCAGGUUCCAUCAACCGGGGAGCCGUUGAGUCGCAAUGCAAGAGUCUGUUUUGGGACCUCUACAUGCCCCAAGGGGAGGCAGCCUGCCGAGAUGACUUCAUCAUCCGUUGUGGCCAACCCAUGAAUUGGACAGAAGUCAUCCAAAGUGUCUCGAAACAGGAUACCUCCCUGGCAGACGCCUUUUCAGCUUUGAGCAUUUCAAGAGUCGGCCAAGGCCACAGGGAUGUCCGCCUUGUUCAUGAAAGUGCAAAAUUGUAUGGAAAGGCACUCAGGGAGCUGCAGCUCGCUCUCUUCGAUCCCCAACGAAUGUAUUCCGAUCAUGUCCUCAUGGCGUGUAUGCUGUUGGGGCUCUAUGAAGUCUUCGAGGGUCCAGCAUUCAAUUCGCGAAGUUGGAUGGCACAUGCUACAGGAGCGGCUCGACUGAUCCAACUUCGUGGCCCCAAGCGGCAUCAGACUUGGCUUACCCAUCACCCUUUCCUGGCCGCCAGGAUCCCCACAAUAUACGCUGCCAUUCUACAGAGAAAAGCAACAUACUUGGCGACGGAAGAAUGGCGAACGGUGCCCUGGGAAUUCCAGCACAGGACAUAUUUUGAUAGGAUGGUCGAUCUCGGUACUCUCAUCCCAGGUAUCUUGGAGCGAUUUGACAUUCUCCGGGAGUGUGAUUCCGACAUAGCUUCGGAACUCGCCCAGCUCCUGGAUGAAUGCAGAGAUUUGCAGACAAAAAUGAACAAAUGGAGAGAUGGCACAAAGAAAGGAGCUACGCCACGCGUUGUCGAGCAUGACCCACUCGAUCAGUCUAGUUAUCCUUUCACCACCGACCUGUGGUUCGAGAACCAUUUAUUCGUCCAUGCGCGGCUGGUUUAUCACACCUGUUCGCUUGCGCUGAGCGAAGUGGGAAAUGAAGUCCUGCAAGCUCUCAAUCUCCGAGACCAAAAAAUAUUGUAUUCGAUCGACCGUGCAUCAUUGAAAGAGCUGUUUGAUGCGGAAGGCCAAGCAGCCAACGUUUGCCGAUGUGUUUCCUAUUGCUUACAAUCAGAAAUGGGAGCUUGGGGUGCCAACAUUGUCAAUUUUCCUGCAAACCUAGCAUUCGCGUACUAUCAAAGAACAGGUCACACCGCCGCCACCGAGUGGCUGGAAAAAGCUUUCCGGGGCGCAAAAUUGAGAGGACUGCACGUCAACAACGUCUUCGACGUGCUUCUACCGAGCUUUCGAGAUGGAGAUGAUCGCAUGCGGUUUUCCAAGAGAGAAUCAAGUACGGAAUCAUCAUCGGAGAGCAGUGUACACUCGCCAGCUUCGAACCAUAGUAUCGCAAGCCACACCUUCUCCAAUCAUAGUGUGUCGAGUGAUGCGACAACUAUAUUUGUCUAUGAAGAUCCCUCGAAGGACUACGACACAAACUAUGAACCAGAUUGA